Anoplopoma fimbria (sablefish) is the source of this 910-nucleotide messenger RNA. RefSeq names its product paired related homeobox 1b (gene prrx1b). Gene Ontology annotation, biological process: regulation of DNA-templated transcription. Bases 5 to 808 code for a protein of 267 amino acids. NCBI's taxonomy places the organism in Eukaryota, Metazoa, Chordata, Actinopteri, Perciformes, Anoplopomatidae. Gene Ontology annotation, molecular function: DNA binding; DNA-binding transcription factor activity, RNA polymerase II-specific. The record is from RefSeq and is a predicted model, not a curated record. The transcript has 5 exons.
CGCCAUGACUUCUAGCUAUGCACAUGUGAUGGACAGGCAAGCCUCGCUAUCGAACCGCCUGGAGAGUCCGAUCACGUCGAACCUGGACAACCUGCAAGCCAAAAAGAACUUCUCGGUCAGCCACCUGUUGGAUCUGGAGGAGGCCGGGGAAAUGGUCGGCAACCAGGCGGACGAGAGCGUCGGGGAGGCGGGGAGGAGUAUGCUGGAGUCCCCGGGGCUGACGAGCGGGAGCGACACGACCCAGCAGGAGAAUGAACAGAUGAACACGGAGGAGAAGAAGAAGAGGAAGCAGCGUAGGAACAGGACCACCUUCAACAGCAGCCAGCUCCAGGCUCUGGAGAGAGUGUUUGAGAGGACACACUACCCCGACGCCUUCGUCAGGGAGGACCUGGCCCGCCGGGUCAACCUCACCGAGGCCAGAGUCCAGGUUUGGUUUCAGAACAGGAGAGCUAAAUUCCGCAGGAACGAGCGCGCCAUGCUGGCCAGCAAAAACGCCUCGCUCCUCAAAUCGUACUCGGGAGACGUGACGGCGGUGGAGCAGCCAAUCGUACCGCGGCCUGCACCGCGCCCAAACGACUACCUGUCCUGGGGCAGUGCUGCCCCCUACAGCUGGUAUCCAAUGCCGGAGGGGGGGCCAGUGCGAGUUCCACAGAAAAUGCUGCCCUCAGAGAACAACGCCAUGGCCAGCUACCCGCCCACCUGCUCCAACACCAACACGUCCCAGGGCAUGAACAUGGCCAACAGCAUCGCCAACCUGCGGCUCAAAGCCAAGGAGUACAGCUUGAACCAGGUGCCCACGGUGAACUGAGAGGAGGAGCGGCCGGGGACUGGCUCAGGAGGGGGAACCUCCCUGCCGCUGGACCCCCGCGGACGGACACCGUCUGUGGGUUGAGCAUCAUUUUACAUACCC